Molecule: messenger RNA, 779 nt
Organism: Schizophyllum commune H4-8
Lineage: Eukaryota; Fungi; Basidiomycota; Agaricomycetes; Agaricales; Schizophyllaceae
Exons: 2
Coding region: 252-779 (175 amino acids)
Source: RefSeq, a predicted model, not a curated record
CCCCGGUGAGUGGACGAAGGACUUCCAUUCAACUCUCGUUCGCGCGCUAUGUCUCGCCACUAUCGACUGGAAGCCGGCGGGCAGACCACCUGUCCCCGACGACCACUCCGUCGCCUGCUUCACGUCCUUGCCCGGACUCAAGCCUCGCCAGUUCAUUCGCGUCGCGCUCCAUAUCGUACAAGCGUUUCUCGACGGCGGCUUCGACGAGCUGAACAAGACCACAUACCUGAACGUGAUCUUCCUAUUUGCGAAUGACGUGUUCUCCUUCGCCGCCCGCCGCGCGAUGCGAUACGAUGCAUAGUCGAUAUUCUGCGAGGCUUCCUGGACCAGCCCUGCUCGCACGAACUCGCGUCCGUGGCCUUCAGCAUUCUGUUGGGCAUGUGGCUCGCGGACGAGACCGGGCGCUCGGUGGCGUGGUCGGUACGAGACGGCGUCGUCCUCGUGCUGCACUCGCUGCAUCGCAAGAGGCCGGACAAGACCUGGGUCGAGGCGCUCUGGUACAUCGCUGCGCGCGCGACUCAUAUCCCCGUCAUCCGCGCCCUGUGCGCGGACGGAGAUCUAUGGCUGGACGGCGAGGAAACGAGCUCGGAUGUUCUGAGCAUCCGCCGUUGCAUCGAGGAGCGCUGCGUGGUAUACAAGUCGUAUCCGGUCUCGAGUUGCGAGAACGAGAGGUGCCUGCGCGACGGCACGACACCGCCGCUUCGCAAGCAUCGCUCCGCGUGCUGCAGCAUUCCCUACUGCUCGCUAGAUUGCCAACGCGCCGCGUGGCCUCGGCAUAA